GGUGACCGGUGCUCCGGGCGCUGUAUCCCAGCUGCGGAACAAUGGCGGGGGCCGCAGGCUGCUUCUCGGACGAGCAGUUCCGGGAGGCCUGUGCGGAGCUCCAGCAGCCGGCACUAGCUGGGGCAGACUGGCAGCUGCUGGUGGAAGCUUCAGGCAUCACCAUCUAUCGGCUGCUGGACCAGCCAACCGGACUUUAUGAGUAUAAAGUCUUUGGUGUUCUGGAAGGUUGCUCACCAGCUCUACUUGCAGAUGUCUACAUGGACUUAGACUACAGAAAACAAUGGGACCAGUAUGUGAAAGAGCUCUACGAGAAGGAAUGCGAUGGACAGAUGGUGGCAUACUGGGAAGUGAAGUACCCUUUCCCUCUGUCCAACAGAGAUUACGUCUACACCCGCCAGCGGCGAGACCUAGAUGUGGACGGGAGGAAGAUCCACGUGGUCCUGGCCCAGUGCAUACCUGUGCCUCAGUUUCCCGAGAAGUCCGGGGUGAUCCGAGUGAAGCAGUACAAGCAGAGCCUGGCAAUUGAGAGUGAUGGCAAGCAGGGGAGCAGAGUUUUCAUGUACUACUUUGAUAACCCGGGUGGCCAAAUUCCGUCCUGGCUCAUUAACUGGGCAGCCAAGAAUGGAGUUCCAAACUUUCUGAAAGACAUGGUGAAAGCAUGUCAGAACUACCUCAAGAAAACCUAAGAAAGAGAAUGGUACCUGGCAUCCAUGAAGGACAUCUCCAGAUGUGCCACACCAAGUGAUGCUCAGCCUUCUUCUUCAGAGGUCUACACGUACCCCAGGCAUGCCUGCCCUUGGCUGGCUCAUCUGCUGCCUUCUUUCCCGCUGGUCCUCCUGCAGGCCUGCUCCCUUCUUCCACUACUGAGUGGGAGGCCUGUGCUUGUUUAUUUUUAAUCUGGGAAAUCCUCAGUGGGGAAUACCAUUGUGCCAUUUUUAGGGGGAUAGGUGAGAGGAGGAAGGAUGAGAAAACGUAAGAGUGGUCCUUCCCAGAAAGCUGGCUUACUUCAAUACUCUUUCUUGCAACUGGAAGACUUGGAUUUUGGUCCAUAGUUGACCUUCCAUGUUCAAAUACUGGAGAUACAGUGAUGUACGUUCUCUUUAUACUUUGUUGGCUUGG
Molecule: messenger RNA, 1119 nt
Organism: Acomys russatus (golden spiny mouse)
Lineage: Eukaryota; Metazoa; Chordata; Mammalia; Rodentia; Muridae
Gene: Pctp
Product: phosphatidylcholine transfer protein
Exons: 6
Coding region: 42-686 (214 amino acids)
Molecular function (GO): phosphatidylcholine binding; phosphatidylcholine intramembrane carrier activity
Source: RefSeq, a predicted model, not a curated record